Entamoeba invadens IP1 is the source of this 1125-nucleotide messenger RNA. RefSeq lists its product as hypothetical. The transcript has a single exon. The record is from RefSeq and is a predicted model, not a curated record. Lineage: Eukaryota; Evosea; Mastigamoebida; Endamoebidae. The coding region runs from base 1 to 1125 and encodes 374 amino acids.
AUGGAAGUCGAUCGACGCAUUCGUGCGUACCUCGUCUUAGAAGGGAAUCUCCUCUUCGAAGAAGGAGCACGACUGGUGAAUCGGAAUUUGGGCGGUGUCGUCCAUCAAGUCAGUAUUUUACAAUUAUAUGGCAUCUUAUUCGAACAUUGUAAACAAGAGAAGUCGUGGUAUACCUUACUCUCUUUGAUCCCAAACUCCCCCCUUUUGAAGUAUAACGACUUCGUCAAAGAUUUUAAUAACUUAAGAAACAAAUUGGGCGAUCUCUACACCGAUGAGUCCCCACUCGUCCGAUGCGUUACCGGCCUCUCGCGAAUUAUCGCGCUUCGCGCGCAAUUAGUCGAGAUCUUCCCGAAGAUCCCAAAGGCACUUGAGAACCUUAAAAUGCCACUCGAGAACGACUCGGCGUAUCAAGACAUCUUCUCGAAGAAAAUUUUGUAUGACGAGAAGCGUGUCGAGGAGAUUGUCGACAGCGAGAAUUUGUAUUUAGUAGCGCUGAAGAGGAACAUUCUGAACGAGUUGAAGAUCAUCCGGAAAUUAUUGAAAGCGACGUGUGUGUUACGCAAACGGGAUUAUUACAACGUCGGUGUUCUUCACGGCGAAGUCACGCAACUUCUCUCGAGUUGGAAAGAAGAGGUUCAGAGCGAUUUACAAGGGUGUGACGAGUUAAUACCUCAAUCGAUGCGGACGUUUGCAGUAUAUCCCCUCUUUAAAAUGUUUAAUAAAUGGUUAGAAGCCCUUGGUGAUGUUGCUAAGAUGUCGGGGCUUGUUAACAUCGCCUCAAACUUCUUUGAAAAGCAAUUUGAGAAAGUAGUGAAGGACCACAUCGCGUUCUUCUAUUUCCAAAAGAUCGAAUUUGUCCAGCCCGUCACGUCAUUUCCAGCGGGACAGAAUGCACAUGUGAAAGAUGUCAUCUUACAAUGGCUCAAUACAACACCACUCAAAGAUGAAGAGAAGAAGUCUGAAGUGAUAGAAAUCGAAGGGAGAAGUGUAUUACUGUAUGCCGUCCAAUUCAAAACUGAAAUUGGUGUUUUACUCUCACAGAAGCUUGAAAAGAAAGAGAAAGUGUUUACUUCAAUGACAAACCUAUUUGAGAAUAUAUUAACAUUUAAUCAAGUCUUUCAGUAA